Messenger RNA from Daldinia childiae, 3522 nucleotides. RefSeq names its product Histone deacetylase HOS3. The transcript is spliced from 2 exons. Lineage: Eukaryota; Fungi; Ascomycota; Sordariomycetes; Xylariales; Hypoxylaceae. The record is from RefSeq and is a predicted model, not a curated record. The coding region runs from base 1 to 3522 and encodes 1173 amino acids. Gene Ontology annotation, cellular component: nucleus. Gene Ontology annotation, molecular function: histone deacetylase activity.
AUGGCUUUCCCUGAGCGUGGUCGAGCUCAGCCGAAGCUCGAAGAUGCAGCAAACCCCUUCGACGAUCGUGAGCUUUUACGCUCGUUAAAUAAGCUGUCUCUUUCCACUUCCUCUUCGAAUUCUACGACGAGACCCUCGGCCUUGCGCAUAUCUCCCUCUCCAACCUCGAAUGCGCAAUCAAAUCGUUCAGAUUCAAGAUUGACUUCUAUUUCCCCUAGCGCUAGGGCGCCCUCUCGAAGUCCUGUAAACCGGGUUAAUUCGAACGGCCUCACCUCUCUCUCCCGAUCAACAACGCCGACUUUGUUACGAAAAACUUCAAUGAAUUCUCUACACUCCUCAAACGGGAUUACCCCGAGUCGCGCACCCUCACGUCGAGGUAGCUCUAAUCACCUCUCUCCAAUUGGCCCUAGGUCACCAUUGAACAUAGCGGAAUUCAGGGAGAAGCCGGCUCUUACUGCCUCUUCUGUGGCAGGUUCGUAUAUGAAAAAGGAACUGGAAUUGCUUCAUAGCGAAUCGACAAGCUACCAUCCAGAAACUAUAGUCAUUCUAAAUGAUGCAUGCUAUGGACAUCGAUAUUCGAGACCUCGCGCUACCAAGGGCGACUUGAAUAGCAUUGUCGAACGACCUGAGAGAAUCCAAGCGAGUGUACUUGGUGUAUCAAUGGCAUAUGUUCGACUCGGGGAACGACAUUGCGACGGAAGAUAUCCUAUCUACCCCGAGCUUGAUCCCACCUCGAUCCCCACUAUCCCUUUUCAUAUCCGUAAGACCAACCGCACUCUUGCACUGGAUUCAGCAGCAGUGACCAAUGUUCAUGGAACGAAGUGGAUGGAAGAACUGAAGAUUAUGUGCGAAUCCGCCGAAGCGAAACUCGCCCUAAACACGAACGAGUUACGCAGACCUGAAAUAAAUAGGGGAUCACAUGCAAGCCCUCCUCAGGAGCUCCACAAGGGGGACCUUUACCUAUGUUCGGAGUCCUUAAAUGCAUUCGAAGGCGCGCUCGGGGCCGUUUGCGACGCCGUAGAUGGAGUUUUCAACGACUCUCCAUAUAAGCGUGCCUUUGUUGCCGUGCGUCCUCCCGGGCAUCAUUGUUCUGCGUCCCACCCGUCAGGUUUCUGCUGGGUCAACAACGCACAUGUGGGUAUUAUGCACGGGUUCUUGAAUCAUGGAUUGACACAUGCGGCAAUAAUCGACUUUGAUUUACACCACGGAGACGGUUCCCAGGCCAUCGCUUGGGACCACAACAAGCGUAGCUUUGCAGCAACAAAGAAUAUGUCUGCAUGGAAAAGAACGUCCAUUGGAUAUUUCAGCCUUCACGAUAUCAACUCCUAUCCUUGCGAGUACGGUGAUGAUGAGAAAGUUAGGAACGCCAGUGUCUGCGUGGAAAAUGCGCAUGGACAAUCUAUAUGGAACGUUCAUUUACAGGAAUGGAAGUCAGAUGUAGAGUUCUGGAAGUUAUAUCAGUCCAAAUAUUCGAUUCUCUUAGAAAAAGCUCGAAGUUAUCUUCGAACGCAGACUGAACGAUAUCGCGCUUCUGGUCAGGUGCCUAAAGCCGUCAUCUUUUUGUCUGCUGGCUUUGACGCGAGUGAAUGGGAGGGCGCGGGAAUGCAACGACAUAAAGUUAAUGUCCCAACCGAAUUCUAUGCUCGUCUUACUCGAGACGUGGUUAAGCUUGCAUCUGAAGAAGGGCUUAGUGUUGAUGGCCGGGUUAUUAGCGUUCUCGAAGGCGGUUAUAGUGACAGGGCCUUAUAUUCAGGUGUUUUCAGUCAUCUGAGUGGUUUGGCUGGUGACGACUCUACUCCGGUAAAGGAAGAAAUUCCCAAUGGACUCGGUUAUGAGAUGGGCAAUAGGGUUGGCUCGCUCAGCAGACGAAAUACCUUGACUGGGCAGGGCAUCGCAGGAUUCCCAUAUGACCCAAACUGGUGGUCUGGUUCUGAACUUGACCAAUUUGAUGCUUUCGUGAAUGCACCACCUAUAGAACAGCCUAGAAAGUCGCGAGCUUUCGUGCCUGGGAACUAUUCUUCCCCGACACAUGCAUCAAGCGCGAAGGCAGUCGAUCCCACUAAAGUCCGACGGAGCGUGUCGGGAUAUUCUCAGUUAUCCGUUUCCCGGCCCCCAACUCCACCUCUACCUGAUGUACCUUGGACUGCUGCUGCUCAUGAGUUAAGCAAGCUGCUCAUUCCGAAAGACCGCCAGGUUAACAGCUUUAAGUUUGAGGAGCUGAAUGCUGGUGCAACUAAAGCUAAACAUGAACGUCAAUCUCUUCCUCAGAGCGGCUCAACUAGUGAUGAUGCAGCUCCAACUGUAGCCCCUGUAAGGAAGUCUCAACGGGAGAGAAAGCCGGUUAAGUAUGCUGAAAGCGAAGACCCAAAAACACGUAGGAAAACAGUUGGGGGGUCGUCUAUCCUCGCCACGGAGAAGGCUCUCGCUCGAGGGAUUCCUACACAAAAUGGCUCCGGACAACCUCGAAAUCUUGGUGCGGUAGUCGCAAUUAAUGAUGUACCCGGUGCACUACCAAGGCCUAGUACCUCACAAACCAUUCGCCCCGAAUCAUCCAUGAGUGUGCGAACUCAGGCAUCCACCGCAUUGAACGUGAAGAAGACUAGACCGGUGGUGCCCCCUAAAAAGGAGAGCGUUAGGGCACCAAGAAAGACCAAAGCCCCAGUGGUCAAAACUGAGGAUACUUCACAACCUACGAGAAAAGAUAUACCAGUUGAUUCGUCCGGAGAUUCAGCCGCAAUCGUGAAGAAUUCUUCAGCCGAUAUAGAAAAGAUUACUGGUGGUAUGAAAAAGAUUAAAAUCAACGUGCUCACCAAGGAGAAGAAAGAAGCUAGGCAAAAAGCCGAAGCCGAAGAAAAGGCUAGAAGGGAUAAUCAAGUCAGCCAGGAAUCGAAGCCGAUCGAGAGUCCCAAAUUUUCCGAUUCCGCAAUUGGAAUAUACCCUUCGCUGCCAGUCGCAGGCGAAGGUGAGCAUGCAACCAUACUACCCUCACAACCCAAUGCUGUGUAUGGCGAUGAGAGAGUUUCAAAAUUGGGCACCGGAUUACCCAAUAUAUUGCCAAUCCAAUCAGAGAUUGAGCGAUUCAGUCCAGCAAAUGUACCAACUAUCUUAACACCAGCUGAACCCGACCAAUCAGAGUUCCCCCCGAGUCCUCCGGAACAACUCACUCCAGAGACGGGUGAAAGCAAGGCGACUUUUAUGCAGUAUCAACAUAGUGAACAGCUUCCAGCUACCGUUCCGUUUUCUAGCCCAAUCCGUAUGCCGGAGCCUAUUACUAGUUCACCAGCUCGACAAAAUGGAAGUCGGAUUCCUACGUUUAGCGCAUCGUCAGUCCCUUCGAGCCCGGCGCAAAAUGGUGGACACGGGUUCACCUCCACGUCAAACAUACCCUUUGCUCCUCGAUCGAUCCAGGAGUCUUGGUCAAAGCCGAGAAACCAUGUUCCGGUUCGAGCACGGCCUCAAAGCAAAGGUGAAACAAAAGAUGGAGGUAUUUGGGAGAUACCCGAGACACCACAACGCUACUAA